AUCUGCACACAGGGAGUCCGGCACCGGUCAACCGGGCCGAAUCAGACAAGCAGAACCGUGACGACACCGGACGGGACUCACUCUGUAGGACCCCGUGCCGGGCUCGCCGGUCUUGGUGGCCUUGCUGGCGGCGGCGGGAGCCUGAAGGCUCUUGUCCUUGGAGUCGGAGGAGGACUUGGUGGUCUGAGACAUGAUAAUGUGGCGUCUGCACUUCUGCCAUCGUCCACAGAUUAGCCCCCUUUGUCGGGUGUGUGUGGGGGGAGGAGGGGGGGGGUCUCAAAGAGAAAAUAGGCCCCGCCCCUCUGCUGACCCGGGGCUUUGGGUCGUGGCCCCCGACCAGCGAGGCUUUAAAAGGGUUCGUCUCUCCCAGCAGGACAUCAGCGCCAAGGACACCAGCCAGACAAGAUGACUCACCAUUGCACCAAGUUCUCUGGCCACUGGAAGAUCAUCGUGUUCGACGAGGAGUUCUUCCAGGGCCGCCGCCAUGAGUUCACCUCCGAGUGCUGCAGCGUGAUGGAGUUCGGCUUCGAGACCGUGCGCUCCAUGAGGGUGGAGAGCGGAGCCUGGGUGGGCUAUGAGCACGCCUCCUUCCUGGGCCAGCAGUUCAUCCUGGAGCGCGGCGAGUACCCGCAGAGCGACGCCUUCAGAGGCAGCAACGGGUCCCACAUGGAGAUGGGCUCCUUCAGGCCCAUCACCUGCACGAACCACAGGGAGUGCCGUGUGACCGUGUUCGAGCGGGAGAACUUCCUGGGCCGUAAGGGCGAGCUGAGCGACGACUACCCGUCGCUGCCGGCGAUGGGCUGGAGCCACAACGAGGUUGGCUCCCUCCGGGUGCAGUCGGGAGCCUUUGUGUGCUACCAGUUCCCCGGUUACCGCGGUUACCAGUACAUCAUGGAGUGCGACCGCCACGGAGGAGACUUCAAGCACUUCAGGGAGUUUGGGUCUCACUGCCAGACGCCCCAGAUCCAGUCCAUCCGCCGUGUGCAGCAGUAACCAGCCCCCCCCCCCCUCUGACCCUUCACCUUUGACCUCUGCUGCUCCCAGUGAAUAAACUUAAACCCGAUGACUUGC
Molecule: messenger RNA, 1071 nt
Organism: Pseudoliparis swirei
Lineage: Eukaryota; Metazoa; Chordata; Actinopteri; Perciformes; Liparidae
Gene: cryba4
Product: crystallin, beta A4
Biological process (GO): lens development in camera-type eye; visual perception
Molecular function (GO): structural constituent of eye lens
Source: RefSeq, a predicted model, not a curated record